ACAACCUCAACGUUCCCUUGCAUUCUCUGGGUAUUGUACAGCGAAGAAAGCUCAAGAGAAAGAGGCCGCCACAUUGAGCAAUUCCGCACUCAAGGAUGAACGGCGAACUGAGCGACAGCGCAACCAGUCCGCAGAGUGCGGGCCAUAAGCGGAAGGGCUCCGCGAACGAGAAUCCACAUCAACAGGUUAAAAAGCGAAGCAGAUAUAUCUCCAUCGCAUGCAAUGAAUGUAAGAGAAGGAAAAUCAAGUGCAAUGGCCAAACUCCUUGUCAUCGAUGCGGCAACCUCAGCCUCGAGUGCGUGUACGCGCCUAACUGCUGCAAUGGCUUCAAGGACUCCGAGGAGUUCAAGCAAAUGUCAGCUCAUCUACAGUCACUGCAGCAGCAGGUUGACACGCUGUAUUCGAACUUGAGUUCUCUUCGGAAUCAGAUCGACAUGCAGGGCAUGCCUCCCAUGGCAAGUAGCCCUUACAGCCAACAUACGCCAUAUCAGCGUCCCAUGUCCAUAGGAUCAGGUGGUAGCUUUGCACAACCCGGCCGACAACUACCAAAGCACCCUGAAUUCAGGGGACCAACGAGCGCGGUUUUUAAUUUGGGCGUAGCAAAGAGCAGCCUUCAGCAUAUGGGCAUUACUGGUGGUGAGGAUGGACCGGAAGAAGGCUUGACGACGCAAGAUGUCACGCCGUCAGCAACACCACCUCCUAUGAUACAACCGGAUCUUCCAAAGAGUCUGCAUGCGGAUAAAGAUGCCAUAUGGUCGUUGAACAAAGACGAGGCCGUGAGGUUGAUUCACGUUUGGCAAGAUGAAAUGGGUACCAUGUAUCCAAUUGUUGAUAUUGACCGUCUGAUCCGCCACACACAUCUCUUGUUUACUUUCAUGGAAGCCGCCAGACGAAGCGGACUCAUGGAAGCCAGCCUCCCCGGUGCAGAUGCUAUUCAUGACGACCAAACAAAUUGUUUAAAACUCAUUGUCGCCAUCGCACUCACACUGGAAGGAAGUGGAAAAAGUGAUUUAGGUAGAAGAUUAUGGGACUGUGUGAAGGCGUCAAUUGAGACGAUUAGCUUUAAUCCUCCGGAUGUCAAAGGUUUACAGAUGCUCGUGCUUGCGGCGAUGUAUCACUUCCACUGUGAUGACGAAAGUUUAGCAUGGAGGUUAACAGGCAAUGCCGCACGUAUGGCCAUGGAACUUGGUCUGCAUAGGCAUGAGACUUAUACGACAAUUUUCAGUACAGACGCAGAACGUAAUGCAGCUACGAUUCUCUUCUGGUCCAUCUAUGUUCUAGAUCGUCGCUGGAGCUUUGGUACUGGCAUGCCUUUCGCUCUUCAGGAUGCUGACAUAGACCCUCUUCUCCAGAAGCCAGACGCACCUACGCCCUACCUCAUGGCUAUGGUUGCCUAUAGCCAGCUAGGCUCCAAAGUCUGGCAACGUGUGGCCAACAAUGACGCUAACAGAGCACCGCUGAGCAGCGAGGAAAUGGGCUAUCUCGAUUAUCAAAUUAUGCAGUGGCAUCGCACGCUACCAGAAUCACUUACAUACAUAGCACCUGGUACUGCGCUCAAUGAGAGCCAUCUUAGUCGUAGCGAUCAACGUCUGCGCAUUAACAUGUACUGCCGCAUGAACCAAAUGCGCAUCCUCAUUUACAGGCCAGUUCUACAUUCUGCAACCUCAAUUAGCGAAAACAUGCGCGAAGCACAACAAGCUGUUGAGGUGGCGAAGGACACCAUUCGAGUCGUGAAACGCAUGGAUGAAACAACAGAUCUGUAUCGCAGCCAGCAAGUCAUGUUUAACUACUUUCUCGUUCAGGCGCUUGCCGUGCUCUUCUUAGCUGUAGCACAUGCACCAGCACAGUUCAGCAGUCGGUGCAGGGAUGAGUUCUACAUGGCUCUUGACCUUGUGAGGGGCAUGACAGCACACUCUUACGUCUCGAAGCGCUUGUGGAAAACAAUCCGUGGUCUCAAGGAAAUAGGUCCCAAGCUCGGUUUGAAUAUGCGCAACCCAGCUGUUGACUCGGCAGAUCCUCACUCUUCUGCUGCAGUGGCUAUGGUUGGUCUUGCUGGCAAUCCAAUGGACGAAAUUUCAUUAUUUGCGGGUCAGAAUGGUCUGAACGAUAGUCCUAAUGGGAUGGCUAACGACUUGACCAACCUUUUUGAAGCUGCUGGUAAUUAUGGUAGUGGACUAAUAGGAAAUGGAUACAGCGAAGUAAGCGGAAAUGGUGGGGAGGGUUUGGCAAGUGCAUUUGGGCAUCAGGAUGAAUUGUCUAAAAUAUUGAGGGACUUGUUCUGACGGUUCAGUUCCGCCACAAAGUAGGUGGCGGAACAAAUUAUCCUGAAAUUUUCUAUGCAAGCACAUGCAUAUAUGAGUGUACAGUUUUGAAGCAGUGCGGUUGGCCCACAAGACAUUUCAUCCAUGGCGUUCAACCGCUGAUGGCUUUCAGGUGCUGCAUGAUGCGAUUGAUGCAACUUCAAGAUGACAAUCAAGUCCGACGACGGAACUAAUCUGAAAAAUUGAAUUAUGCCUGCGUAGUGAUUUACCAUAGCGGGUACACAGCAACGUCUAAUUUAAAGUCCUAGUCUUCCUUACCACCCUCUCUGAAUGAUAUUCCUGUCGCACAGGUCUAUCUUCGGAUGUUUUAGAAAAUUUGAUAUCGCCGUUGAGAUAUCGCUAAGUGGUACCUCGCAUUAAAUCCUCUUCUAUCCCCAUGGCGCUAGGAAGUCCUGGUUCAUCCAGCCCCGAAAAUGGAGAAAGUCCGAGGUAGUCUAAUACUUGAAUUGAGAAUAGAGAAUGAUAUUGAAGUUGUG
Molecule: messenger RNA, 2797 nt
Organism: Verruconis gallopava
Lineage: Eukaryota; Fungi; Ascomycota; Dothideomycetes; Venturiales; Sympoventuriaceae
Exons: 3
Coding region: 96-2282 (728 amino acids)
Biological process (GO): DNA-templated transcription; positive regulation of transcription from RNA polymerase II promoter by galactose
Cellular component (GO): nucleus
Molecular function (GO): RNA polymerase II cis-regulatory region sequence-specific DNA binding; DNA-binding transcription factor activity, RNA polymerase II-specific; zinc ion binding
Source: RefSeq, a predicted model, not a curated record